CACAUCAGAUGACAUUGACGUCAGUGCAAAUUAGAAUAAGCUGCCAAAUAUAAGGUACUCAUUGUUUACAAAAAGUGAAAAAAACACCAACCAUUUUCAUAACGUUUCGAUGUUUCUGUAAAUUAUACAACAUCUGGAAGAAAUUUCCGAGCUUAAAUAAAUGCGGCAAAUAAUUAAAUAAACUUAAAAAGGGAGUCUUAGUAUUUCCAGCUAUCAAGUUGAAAAUGAGUGAAAACAAGUCGGAAGACUCCGAGAACACAUCGGGAUCAGCAAAACUUGGCAGCUAUUUUGACAGCAGUACUCCUACUAUUUUUGAUGAGAUAGUUUCUUCAAAUAAAACAGACAUCUUUGGAACAAACGCGCCUUCAAAAUUCAACAUGCCGCCUGGCACUCCCAGUGGAAAUAUUUUUGAGAAUGAUUCUUCGUUUGACGAUCAGUCAAGUGAACAUUCAUCAGUAAGCGAUGCACAUCGUGAUGCGUGGAUUCCAUCGGAGAAUACGCGCAAAAUUCUACGUUCCCUUGCCACUUCUGGGAAUCAAAUUGACAGGGAAAACUUGACGAUGCCUGGAAUUUCUACAGCUGAGGAUUUGAUUGAUCCCAUAAGAGAGGCCACGUUGCACUUUCUUGGAGAGGACGAAACUAUCAAUAGAACCGUACCAGUGUUGUCCGAAGUGACACAGGAUGAAACUGGUCUGAGAAGCUUAAUCAAAGAAGGAUGCUACAGGGCAGCUGUUAACUUGUGCGGAAGACUACUGGCAGUCUAUGGCCAGGGUUAUGGCAAAAUAAACCACCCAAGCAAGCACACGCCACAUUCCCUGCAAUUGUGGUUUACAAGGCUGGCUUUGUUGACAAAAUUAAGGCAAACAACAAUUCUAGAAGUGGAAGCAGCGCCAUUUCUUAAUUUAGACAAGCCCGACAUGUACUUUAUAUUUUAUCCAGAGCUGUAUGGCUCUAGAUCCGGCUCGAUGGCUUCUUUUUCCUUUAGACUACUACUAGCUGAAAUUCCUGCUCAUUGCGGCAAAGGAAAGCGCUCAAUUGAUUGUUUGUACGCUAUUCUUUACACAAUUAUUAAAAUUAUAAGGAACCUUGAAAGUGGCCUUUCAGAGGAAGGUGGAAUUGCAAAAUUCAAUUUGGAGGAAAGGGCAAAUUCUCUUCAACUUUGGAAAGGACGAAAGUCAAGGACCCUAAUCUCUAUCAUUAAUUGCGCUCUCUCUAUUAAAAAUUACAUUCUAGCUACAGAAGUAUUGGAACAGUUACUAAGUUCCGAGUGGAAAAAGAACCAGGCGGAGAUCCUCAAUUCCGCAAUCGGCAGUAUAUAUCUGUCCCUUGGCGAUGUAUCCGCAGCCGGAAAAAAGUUUGGUAUUGUACAGGCGGAUACCCUAAAGUCCGAACAUCUGAAGGAACUCAUUGACAGAGGUUUAACGGCGGUAGCUCAGAACGCGUUUCAAGAAGCCCUAAACUGCUUCAAAGCGGCUUUAGAUCUGGACCGCUCGAACAUUAUGCUGCAAAAUAACAUAGCCGUUUGUUUGCUCUAUACAGGAAAACUCGAAGCUGCGGUAGAAUUGAUGGAAAAUAUGGUAACUGUACAGAAUCCUAUCAAAAGCUUGCAAGAAGCUAUACUUUUGAACAUGUGCACUCUGUACGAACUACAUACCACUCACAGUAAGCAAUCGAAAAUGCAUUUACUUAGACAAUUGAAUAAGUAUAAUGGUGACGCCACGAAUAUUCAGUGUUUAAAGCUCACCAUGUAAAUAUUUUAAAAUAAGUUGUAUCGUCAACUCUCUUCACUUGAAUGUUGUUUAAUUAGAAUAUAAUUUUUUUUAAAUUGUACAUAUGUAUAGGUUUCAUCA
Copidosoma floridanum is the source of this 1850-nucleotide messenger RNA. RefSeq names its product trafficking protein particle complex subunit 12. Gene Ontology annotation, molecular function: protein binding. Lineage: Eukaryota; Metazoa; Arthropoda; Insecta; Hymenoptera; Encyrtidae. The record is from RefSeq and is a predicted model, not a curated record. Gene Ontology annotation, cellular component: Golgi apparatus; TRAPP complex.